Molecule: messenger RNA, 1948 nt
Organism: Megalobrama amblycephala (Wuchang bream)
Lineage: Eukaryota; Metazoa; Chordata; Actinopteri; Cypriniformes; Xenocyprididae
Exons: 8
Coding region: 497-1717 (406 amino acids)
Molecular function (GO): protein binding
Source: RefSeq, a predicted model, not a curated record
UUUAAUCUUUGGGUGAACUAUCCCUUUAACAUUUCCAUAUGCUCACACAAUGAAAACUUGGUUUAGUGUAAAAUACUGGCCUAGCCUUGAUCUUGCUCCUUUUAAAGCAAUAUUUUAAUGCAUUUUUCUCCUUUGUCUUUAUUUGUUAACAUUGUAAAUAUUUCUACCAACAAGUUUAAGUUAUUUUAACUUAUUUCAAGGAACUUAUUGUAAUAAUAUUUUGCAUGCAUAUAUGCAAAUUCAUUUUUGCACACCAUUUUUUGCUGACCUCAUGAGCUCAAAAAACUGCCUGUGGCUACUUUUCAUGUGCAUGUUAGCACCUUAUUUGUGAACAGUGUCACCAGAGUUCCAUGUAAAAAAAUACUGGUGUGAAAGUCUAACCAGAAACUUCCUUCUGCAUGGCAGUAGUGUCCACCCCAUCAUCUAGUGCAGUAUAUAAACUCUAUCCUAUAUAGCUGACUUGCAUAACGCAUAGAGAUCUGCUCUUUGUGAAAAGAUGCUUUCCUUAUGCAUUCAAGUGUUUGCCGUGCUGGCUGUCUGUUCGGCUGACACUGACAAAAGAGAUAUUUCAUAUACAUUCAGGGCUUGGAAUAUUGACCAGCCUUUAAAGGAGCAACUUGCUGUUGUGUAUAAGGAGAUGGAAAGUUUGAAACAUGAACAAGCAGUAAUGAAACAAAAGCAAGAAGCCUUGAGCCAGGCAUUACCGUACUGUUCACAGAAACCUAUUGAUACAGAUGUGGAGAUGAAUUUGACAUCACUACAAACUGGCAGCAGCCAUCUGCCGUAUACCCUCACCCAGGGUGAAGAUGGAGCAGAAGGCUCCGGUGAGGACGACAGUGACGAGGCCCUUGACCCCUGCUUUCACUAUACCGUGUUGGACCAAGCCUGGAGAGCUACAAACUACAGCACCAAGAAGGUUUCUUGCGACCGGAGUGUCCAGUGGAAGGGCUGGUACCGUCUCUUCUACCGUGGAAAAACCAUCCAGAUGCCUGAGAGGUGUGUGAAGAAAGAAAUGUGCGGCACACAUGCUCCACUGUGGCUCGUCGGCGGUCACCCCCGGAUACGAGACGGAGUGGUCACCCGCAAAGUGUGUGGAAACUGGAGAAACAACUGCUGUUUGUUCAAAUCCCCUCCCAUUCAAGUGAAAGCAUGUCAGGGAAACUACUACGUCUACAAGUUUGUCAGACCGGAAGCUUGCCAUUUGGCAUAUUGUGCAGACAUUAACACACUUGUCUGUGGAAAGUGCAAAAAAAGUGAGUCUUGCAUCAGCAGAGACAAAAUUACCUGGAUGUGUAAGAAAAACAAAAUGAGAGUGAAAGCAAACGUCCAUUUUUUUGCCACCUACCCCGCCAGCAUCUCAGGAAAAGUGAACACGAUUGUGUACAGGAAAGUGUAUGUGAAUCAAGGCGAGGCUUUCAACGCUCGCACUGGGGUAUUCAGAGCUCCAUUUUCAGGCGUCUAUCAGUUCUUCUUCUCCACACAGACUGGGGGGAGUGGGACAACUGACCUGUGGCUUGUUGUAAAUAAUUACUGGGUGGCUGUCUCCCAUAGUAAUGUUCAGGGCUCCAACUCAGUUGGGAAUCUCUCUACGUACAUGACGACUCUGCGCAAAGGUGCUACGGUUUAUGUGACCCAAAAUCGCGGCAGAUCUUGGGCCACUAGUGCAUCCAACACCAUCGCUUUUGGGGGUUCAUUACUUAUGGUGAGAAAGAUCUAAGAUAUUGUAAAAGUCAACUGGAGCAGAAUUAUGAACAUUUGUAGUGUAAUUAGAGGCGAAUUUAAUAGUACCAACUAUGUUUGACUUAGUUCUGUUUAUUCAUUGCUUAACUAUUUUAAUACAUGUGUCUUACUGAGAGAUAUAUUUCCAAUGCAAAAAGUGCUUUCCAAUUUAUAAGUGCUUCUUUUCUAUAAAAUUUAUUUGCCAUAAACCAAAAAUGUUUGUCAUUAU